Molecule: messenger RNA, 1869 nt
Organism: Penicillium lagena
Lineage: Eukaryota; Fungi; Ascomycota; Eurotiomycetes; Eurotiales; Aspergillaceae
Product: putative PHD and RING finger domain protein
Exons: 2
Coding region: 1-1869 (622 amino acids)
Source: RefSeq, a predicted model, not a curated record
AUGUCCGAUACUUGUAUUGUUUGUCUCGGAGACCUUGGCGAAAGCCCUGAUCCUCUCGUCAUCGAGCCUGCCGUGCCAAGCCUUGAUAUCGGCAAUGCGAAGGCCGCGCUCGAUGGCGACGAGGGUCAGAUCGCUCAGCUGCUUCCCUGUGGGCACAUCCUACACAACGAUUGCCUGAAGCCCUGGGUCGAGCGCGCGAACAGCUGCCCGAUAUGUCGACGCAGCUUCAAUAUGGUCGAGCUGAGUGAUCGACCGGGAGGUCCCGUCGUCUCAUCGUAUGCCGUUGAAGACCGAGUCCAGGUGGCCGAGGUUGAUCCUUCGAUGGUGAUCGAAUAUGUCGAAGAUGACCUCGCCGACUUCUUCCAGCCGUGCACCAUCUGUGGGGAGGCGGAUAAUGAAGAUGUACUCCUGCUCUGUGAUGGCUGCGAUGCUCCCUCCCAUAUCUACUGCGUGGGUCUAGACCAGAUUCCAGCAGGGAACUGGUACUGUCAGGUGUGCGAGUCCCAGCGAGCGCUCGGUCCAGCCCCCGAGGUUUCCGCCCGACCCUCCCGCGCGAACGAACGGCGUAGUCGUCGGACACGGGCCCAGCGCCGCCAGUUGCAGAACCGGACCCAGCUGAAUUCCGUGCAUUGGGCCCGGGUCUGGCAAUCUGUCUGGGAUAACUUGAACCUGGACCUGGACUUCCCGUUCGACGACGAUCGCUCGGCCGAACGUAUACUGCAGCAACAACGUCGGGAGGAGGCCAAUCAGCGCGAAUUUCGUGCUUGGCAACGUCGCUUCGAAGUCGCGGAGCGUCAAGGCGGUCACAACCGGUUCCGGGACACUGCUUCGCUUUUUGAUCUUGAGGCUCCUCCACGCCCAUCGCGUCCUCGUGUGCCCAGGGAGCCAACUCCCGAACCCGAAUCCCUGGAGGAGAUGCGCGCUUGGAACGCAUUUGAGCGGGCUCGAGAGAUCGAAAAUAAUCCAAAUGCGUCCAGCAGGAAGCGAAAGGAACCGACGCUUUCUCCAUCCCCCGAGCCCACUGAACCGCAGCGGAAACUGAAGCGUCCUCGAACGAGACGCCCCCAGGAGCUCGCGGCCAUGGCUCAGCAAAAUGGCGAAUCUUCUCGAGCUGCCAGCUCAAACGCGCGAGCUAACCCAGACCACCACCCGGGUGAACCGAGUUUCUUGUCAUCGCUUCUAAAGGAAGUGCAAGAUGCGUCGACUUCAAGCCGAACAAACUCCCAUGGACCAUCAGCUCCGUCAUCCACCGUGCCUACCGACCAUGCUACAUCCGGGCCUUCUUCUCCUUCCAUCUCGCCCCCUUCCUCCAACCACUCCUCUCCUCGCCUGUCAUCCACAACACCGCCGCCUUUCCGAGGUCGACUUAUUUCUCCCAUCCGACUGUCGUCUCCGCCGGAAUCUACAUCGCCUCCUUUCUCUCCCGAAGUAUCGUUCUCCGGAAGUCCCACGUCCCCUCAAUCUGCAACCGAGAAAUCUCCUGCAACCUCUCGUGUUCCUCGCUCCCGUGUUCCCCGACGAGCGAUGCACCUAGCACAUUCCCGAUCACCCGAUACAUCACCCCAUCGAUCCGGUCCAUCUCUGUCUGUCAAAUCCGACAUUCAGAAAAUGGUCGGCACCGCCUUGAAACCUCACUACAAGAGGAAAAUGGUAUCGAAGGACCAAUACACCGAUAUCAACCGGAGUAUAUCCCGCAUGCUAUACGAACGAGUCGGAGAGAUCGAAUCUCUGGAACCCGAUUCGCGCGAUGACCUCGAUCGAGCUGCGAAAUUCGAAGUCCAGCGAGCUAUCGACGCUUUGCCUUCGCGAGGUAGUAAAGAGAAACAACCCAUGACGACGGCGGACUCAGAUGGCGAUGGCGAUGUAUAA